Molecule: messenger RNA, 672 nt
Organism: Aspergillus caelatus
Lineage: Eukaryota; Fungi; Ascomycota; Eurotiomycetes; Eurotiales; Aspergillaceae
Exons: 1
Coding region: 1-672 (223 amino acids)
Source: RefSeq, a predicted model, not a curated record
AUGGCAGGGUCAAGGUACCAACGUUCUAUGACUAAUGGUGAUAAUCUGGUUAAAUCCCAGAAAUCUACUAUAUAUUUUCAUGCGGGACGCGAAGCCCUAUAUAAGAUUAUCGAUAUCCGCCUCCUUGACUAUGAAUGGAUGCUUAAGUGGUCCUACGAAAACACCAGCGACAACACUUUCACCCAGACAAAUACAAUGACUACAACCCUGAGAACCAGAACUGGACAGGAGAAUCUUGAAAGGUUCGGGGUGAGCGCAGGGUUCUCGAAUAUGGGCAUUACAGCUACGACAGAAGCUGGUGUAGAGCAGAAGAAAUUCAUCGAGGAGGAGACAACUGCAACAACUCAAAGCAAACAGACAUAUACCGUAAACCCUCAUUCAUCUAUCUAUAUAUAUCAAAAGGUGUAUAAUUUCGAAGCGGAUGUCUGGUUCAAACUGGACGCCUAUAACGAUUACUGGACAGUCGGCAACUAUGAAAGGGACGGGGUUGCAAACACUUUACUUGAUAUUGAGAUUCAUGCCAAUGAAUUUCAACAAACAGGCCAGGUAUGGACGGGAAUAUCUCACUUAAGACCAGUGACAGUGCAAAGUAAGGAUGAGAAGACGAACAUCAAGCGUUUUGAAAAUUGCACCGGUCGUGCCCAGGACUAUCUUCACACAUUAGGAUACUGA